GUCAUCACGCCCCUGGUGGAGAGUUCUUUGUCGGUAUUAAAGGGACCGCCAGUUGUAGCUAGAAGGAGUGGCAUUAUUUAGAGCAGCUAUAGGACCGCCGUCAGCAGCGCGAGAUGGCUUGUGCACCAUCUAUGCUUCUCUUUUUCAUCUGGAUUACGACAUACACUAAUCGUCCAGCGCAAGCACUGAGGAUAAUCGAAUUGAAGGUUCCAGAGUCUGCGACCCGCGGAUCCACUGUGACUCUCGAAUGCCGCUACGACCUGCAGGAAGAUCGGCUGUACAGCGUCAAGUGGUACAAAGAUGGCCUCGAGUUUCUGCGCUAUUUGCCCCAUGAGAGGCCGCAAAUACGGUCGUUUAAUGUGAAAGGACUCAAAGUGGACGUCGUUAGAAGCACCAACACUACAGUAGUCCUCGACAACGUACAGCACUCGGCGUCGGGAACAUACCGAUGCGCAGUUUUAGCCGACGCACCGACGUUCGAUGAGGACUACGAGGAAAAGAGACUGCUCGUCACAGAAACACCGCUGUCAAUAGACCAGCCACCAAUCGGUAUCCUGGGUGGUUCUGUGCGUCUCAACUGUGCGCACAACUUUGGCAGCUUGCCCCUGUACAGCUUCAAGUGGUUCAAGGACGACAAAGUAUUAUACACGUUUAUUCCCCGCAACAGGCCACCGGGAGAAAUGUACAGCGUGACAGGAGUGACAGUGGAUAUGCUGCAGAGCAACUAUUCGUCCCUCUACCUGAAGAACCUGAGUGCCCUGAGUGCAGGCGCUUACCGCUGCGAAGCCAGCUCCGAUGCUCCGCCUUUUCUCACGGUCCAAGACGAGAAAAGGCUUGCGGUGUUUGAACAAAGUGACAUGAGACCACACAUCACGUACGACAGGGAGUCUUACCAGGUGGGAGAGUUCGUGCGCCUCAACUGCACCUCCAGCCGGUCCAGGCCGGCUCCCAAACUGGCGGUGUACGUCAACGACCUCCUCUUGAUCGACGCCGACGUCAGGACUAAAGUCGACACGCACCCGGACGGCUUCCAGGUGACCACGCUCUCUGCGAACAUCCCAGUAAAGCAGCACGGCGUAAGCAGAGCCGCCCUGCGAGUCAAGUGCCAGGCCAGCUUCGUGGGCCUGUACGAAGCCGUGGGCGAGAUGACCAUUCCAGUUGGGCAGCAUACGGGAGACCACAAGGCACCUUACCAGCACCAGCGUCCACAGCACAAGCAACCAUCACAGCGACAGCCACACCUCGGUGCCCUCUCGUCGAUACAAGACGAAUGUCUCACCAAGGCUAUGGAGAUUCUGGCAAAGGCGUGGGCUGCCAACCAGUGAAUAGAGUUGUACUUAAAGAUGUUCUUCCUUUACUUACACUCAUGGACGCGUAAACAUUAUUAGAGAUAGGUAUACUUGAGACUUCUGAACGUUUAUAAUAAAGCUGUAGAAAAUUGUUUCCCA
Messenger RNA from Rhipicephalus microplus (southern cattle tick), 1448 nucleotides. Its product is annotated as endothelial cell-selective adhesion molecule. The record is from RefSeq and is a predicted model, not a curated record. Lineage: Eukaryota; Metazoa; Arthropoda; Arachnida; Ixodida; Ixodidae.